Rosa rugosa (rugosa rose) is the source of this 1160-nucleotide messenger RNA. RefSeq names its product ethylene-response factor C3. Gene Ontology annotation, biological process: ethylene-activated signaling pathway; regulation of DNA-templated transcription. Gene Ontology annotation, molecular function: DNA-binding transcription factor activity; DNA binding. Bases 240 to 1046 code for a protein of 268 amino acids. The transcript has a single exon. The record is from RefSeq and is a predicted model, not a curated record. NCBI's taxonomy places the organism in Eukaryota, Viridiplantae, Streptophyta, Magnoliopsida, Rosales, Rosaceae.
UUAAUUAACACUUAAGCCCCAUCUCAUUUAAGCACUUAAUUCCUGAAAUCCUCCAUAGAUUUAGCAGCUGGAUUGAACCGCAAGUUUCCAGCUGAGUCCUAUAACUAAGCUGUUCACGCGUCUAUCUUUACUUCUUUAGUGCUUCAUAUAUUUCUCAAGUCUCACUUCACAAUCUCCUCUUUCCCCUCCUUUAUCUGGUUUUUGUGAAUGUGAGAUAGACUUGGUUUUCUUAUUGAAAAAUGGCUGUACAUAGUGUUAAUCAUGAUUCUGCUGCUGCACCAGAAGCUAUUCUCGAGAACGUGUGGGCCAGCUUUAUUGGUGUUGAUGGAGGGAAUCAAGAAACAAGCAACACACCAGAAAUGUCGAAAUCAUGGGAAGAACUGCCUAGUCUUGAUGGGAGAGAAGGAUCAAUGGAAAUUCUUCAAAGGCUACCAAGUCUCGGUAGGUGGAUGUCAAUGGGAGCUGAGGCCUGGGAAGAGCUUCUCGACACUCACAUUAUUCCUUCUUGUGAUAUUGAAAAGUCUUGCAAUGAAAAAUUAGAGGGAAAUGAGGAUGCCAAACCGGAAGCGGAAGAGAAGGUUGAGAGAGUAGAGAAAGUGGCAACAAAGCAUUACCGCGGUGUUAGGAGACGGCCAUGGGGAAAAUAUGCAGCAGAAAUUCGAGACUCAUCAAGAAAAGGAGCUAGAGUUUGGCUUGGGACUUUCGAGACUGCUGAGGAGGCAGCUCUGGCAUAUGACAAAGCUGCUUUAAGAAUCAGAGGUACAAAAGCGCAUCUUAACUUCCCUUUUGAAACAGUUGCAAAGGCUAUGGGACUUGAGAAUUGCAGCUUCAACAAUAUUUGUUCCUCCACAACUUCUUCUCAGAAUGGUUUGAAUCCUCGUAAGAGAGGAGUGAGAGAGUGGGAAGAAAAUGUUGAGGUAAUGACUGGAGAACCUGCAUUAAAAAGAAACGCAAGCAUGGAAAAGAUGUUCGGAGAUGAGUUUGAUGUGUUUGAAUUCCAAGACCUGGGAACUGAUUACUUGGACAGUUUGCUCUCUUCAUUUUGACAAAAAAUGACCAGAUCGAGAUAAGUAGAAAACUUGUACACAAACGCGUAUAACGUUCUUAGCUGCCCUAUAGGUAGAUCUAGCAGUGUUUUCGUACUUAAUCAUAGAGGAAGA